AAUUCACUUUAAUUCAAUGAAUAAAUUAACCAUCAAGAAAAUUCAAUACUGAAAUAUGUCUUCACUUUGCCUUGAAUCCACCAACAAGAUCAACAACAGUCAUGAAUCCAAGCAAUGCAAGUUCUCCAAAGGUUUUCAUUCUCUUGGGUUUCUCUGACCAUCCCUGGUUGGAAAUGCCACUCUUCAUAAUCGUGCUUGUUGCUUACAUCUGCACACUAGUGGGAAACAUCUCAAUUAUUGUAAUAUCCAGGGUGGAUCCUCAUCUUGACAGCCCUAUGUACUUCUUCCUUUCCAACCUCUCCUUCCUGGACCUGUGUUUUACCACGACCACCAUUCCUCAGCUGCUGCUGAAUCUCUGGGGCACAGAUAAGUCUAUCAGCUAUGGAGGCUGUGUGACCCAGUUUUAUAUGUUUCACUUCCUGGGGGCCACCGAAUGCAUCCUUUUAGCUGUGAUGUCCUUGGAUCGUUACAUGGCCAUCUGCAAGCCCUUGAGGUACUCAGCUAUUAUGCACCAGCAACUCUGCAUCUUCCUAGUGGCCGUGGCGUGGCUAAGUGGUUUGGCUAACUCCUUGCUUCAGUCAUCCCUCACCAUCCAGCUGCCACUCUGUGGUAACAAUAAGGUAGAUGACUUCCUGUGUGAGGUUCCAGUGAUGAUCAAGAUGUCAUGUGUUGACACCACAUUCAAUGUAGCUAUGCUCUCCAUUGUGGGGGCAUUCUAUUCCCUGGUUCCCUUGUUACUUAUCCUUGUUUCCUAUGGGUUCAUUGUGGCAACAGUGCUCAGAAUUCGGUCCUCAGAGGGAAAGAAGAAGGCCUUUAACACAUGUGGUUCUCAUGUUAUUGUUGUAUCUCUCUUCUAUGGGCCAGUAAUUAGCAUGUAUGUACAACCUUCUGCUACUAACUCCCAGGACAAGAACAAACUCAUGUCCCUGUUCUACAGUUUGGUGACUCCUAUGCUUAACCCUUUUAUCUAUACUUUGAGAAACAAGGACAUGAAAGGGGCAAUGAGGAGGCUUCUUGUCUCAUUGUACCAUCAGGGAAGAGAAUAA
Equus caballus (horse) is the source of this 1046-nucleotide messenger RNA. The record is from RefSeq and is a predicted model, not a curated record. Lineage: Eukaryota; Metazoa; Chordata; Mammalia; Perissodactyla; Equidae.